Acomys russatus (golden spiny mouse) is the source of this 942-nucleotide messenger RNA. Its product is annotated as histidine-rich protein PFHRP-II-like. The transcript has a single exon. The record is from RefSeq and is a predicted model, not a curated record. Lineage: Eukaryota; Metazoa; Chordata; Mammalia; Rodentia; Muridae. Bases 1 to 942 code for a protein of 313 amino acids.
AUGACUUUGGAGUCCCAGGAAGUAAGGCACACUGACGCUCACAGCAGUGCAAGGCACACUGACGCUCACAGCAGUGCAAGGCAUACUGACGCUCACAGCAGUGCAAGGCACACUGACGCUCACAGCAGUGCAAGGCACACUGAAGCUCACAGCAGUGAAAGGCACACUGACGCUCAUAGCAGUGCAAGGCACACGGAAGCUCACAGCAGUGAAAGGCACAUGGAUGCUCACAGCAAUGCAAGUCACACUGACGCUCACAGCAGUGCAAGGCACACUGAAGCUCACAGCAGUGCAAGGCACACUGACGCUCACCGCAGUGAAAGGCACACUGACGCUCACAGCAGUGCAAGGCACACGGAUGCUCACAGCAGUGCAAGGCACACGGAUGCUCACAGCAGUGCAAGGCACACUGAAGCUCACAGCAGUGAAAGGCACACGGAAGCUCACAGCAGCGCAAGGCACACGGAUGCUCACAGCAGUGUAAGGCACACUGACACUCACAGCAGUGCAAGGCACACUGAAGCUCACAGCAGUGCAAGGCACACGGAAGCUCACAGCAGUGCAAGGCACACUGAAGCUCACAGCAGUGCAAGGCACACGGAAGCUCACAGCAGUGAAAGGCACACGGAUGCUCACAGCAGUGCAAGGCACACUGACACUCACAGCAGUGCAAGGCACACUGAAGCUCACAGCAGUGAAAGGCACACGGAAGCUCACAGCAGUGCAAGGCACACGGAUGCUCACAGCAGUGCAAGGCACACUGACGCUCACAGCAGUGCAAGGCACACUGACGCUCACAGCAGUGCAAGGCACACUGAAGCUCACAGCAGUUCAAGGCACACUGAAGCUCACAGCAGUGAAAGAGGAUGGAAAGGCCACGAAUCAGAGACCCACUCAAUCCCACUCAAGAGUCCUACAAAAACACUAAAUGCAAAGCUAUAA